This is a messenger RNA of Urocitellus parryii (Arctic ground squirrel), 5408 nucleotides long. RefSeq names its product A-kinase anchoring protein 13 (gene Akap13). Gene Ontology annotation, molecular function: guanyl-nucleotide exchange factor activity; MAP kinase scaffold activity. The record is from RefSeq and is a predicted model, not a curated record. Lineage: Eukaryota; Metazoa; Chordata; Mammalia; Rodentia; Sciuridae. Gene Ontology annotation, biological process: regulation of Rho protein signal transduction; adrenergic receptor signaling pathway; positive regulation of canonical NF-kappaB signal transduction. Gene Ontology annotation, cellular component: membrane; actin cytoskeleton.
ACAGCAGCCCGUUCCAUCUAUGGGUAACCACGUCCAGAGACAGCAAAGAGAAACCACUGUUGCUCAGUGGAAAUAAACUAUCUGAAUAAAACUUCUUAUUGGGGGUUGAGACUGAAGCUGAAACUGGAGUCUGUCUUGGUCUUGACUUCUGAAGUCUUUAAAGGUCAGUUGGAUGCACAUUCUUAUACUACCAUCUGCUACCAUUGAUAGACAGAAGACCUAUCUCCAUGCCUGCCCCUGUGCUUUUGUAGAAAUGCCAGACAGGAAAGCUGAAGAUGAAGUGGAUUUUCUAAGUAAGACCAGAGCUAGUUCAGUGUCUGAAGAGGUGGCUGUAGGGAAUGGAGCUACCACACCUAGGAUGAAACAAGGCCCAAAGACCCAGGCGAUAAACCGAGAAAGCUGGUGUACAAUAGAACCAUGCCCAGAGGCAGCAUCUCUUUUGGCUUCCCAGCAGAGCCCAGGAUGUGAGAACAUUUUGGAUGUUGCAUUGAGCGGAGAGUGUAGCUCAAAACAAGAUGUACUUCAGAGAGAAUCUGGGAGUGAUUCUGACCUCUUUCAUUCACCCAGUGAUGAAAUGGACAGCAUCAUCUUCUCAAAGCCCGAGGAAGAGCAGUUGGUCUGUGAUAUUACAAGAUCUGGUUCUUCUACUGAUGACACAGCUUCUCUGGAUCGACAUUCUUCUCGCGGCAGUGAUGUGUCCCUCCCUCAGAUUUCAAAAUUGAAGAGAUCUAGAGACCAGCAAAGCCAUGAUGGCUUCUAUAGCCAUGGGGUGGGAGUUGAGGGUCCAGAAGGUGAGAGUGAGCCUGCUGGCUCUGGGGAAAUUGAAGAAGAGGAGAUGGACAGCAUCACUGAAGUACCUGCAAACUGCUCUGUCCUGAGGAACUCCAUGCGUUCUUUGUCCCCUUUCCGGAGACACAGUUGGGGUCCUGGGAAGAAUGCAGCCAGUGAUACAGAAAUGAACCACCGGAGUUCAAUGCGAGUUCUUGGGGAUGUUGUCAGGAGACCUCCCAUUCAUAGGAGAAGUAUGAGCUGGUGUCCUUCUGGUGUGCAAUACUCUGCUGCCCUGAGUGCUGACUUUAAUUAUAGAAGUUUCAGUCUGGAAGGCUUGACAGGAGGAACUGGUGUUGGAAACAAUCCAUCUUCAUCUCUAGAAGUAAACUCUGCAGACUCAAAAGAACUCAGACACUCUUUCAGUGGGGAGGAACGGGGUGACUCUUUGGUGUCACUUUCAGAAGAGGAUCUGGAGUCAGACCAGAGAGAACAUAGGCAGUUUGAUCAGCAGACAUGUCACAGACCUAAGCAACGGGGAUUUAAUUAUUGCACAUCAGCCAUUUCUUCUCCAUUGACAAAAUCCAUCUCCUUAAUGACAAUCAGCCAUCCUGGAUUGGACAAUUCACGGCCUUUCCACAGCACCAGUGCUAAUCUGACUGAGAGUAUAACUGAAGAAAACUAUAACUUCCUGCCACAAAGCCCCUCCAAGAAAGAUUUUGAAGGGAAAAGUGGAACAAAAGUCAGUCGUACAUUCAGCUACAUCAGGAAUAAAAUGUCCAGCAGUAAGAAGAGCAAGGAAAAGGAAAAAGAGAAAGAUAAAAUUAAAGAGAAGGAGAAAGAUUCUAAAGAAAAGGAGAAAGACAAGAAGACUCUCAAUGGACACACUUUCAGUUCCAUUCCUGUUGUGGGUCCCAUCAACUGUAGCCAGUGUAUGAAGCCUUUCACCAACAGAGACGCCUACACUUGUGCAAAUUGCAGUGCCUUUGUCCACAAAGGCUGCAGAGAAAGUCUGGCCUCGUGUGCAAAGGUCAAAAUGAAACAGCCCAAAGGGAACCUUCAGGCCCAUGACACGUCUUCACUCCCCACGGUCAUCAUGAGAAACAAGCCCUCACAGCCCAAGGAGCGCCCUCGAUCCGCAGUCYUUCUGGCUGAUGAAACCACUGCUGCCCCAAUGUUUGCUAAUAGACGGUCCCAGCAGAGUGUCUCGCUCUCCAAAAGUGUCUCCAUUCAGAACAUUACUGGAGUUGGCAAUGAUGAGAGCAUGUCCAACACCUGGAAAUUCCUGUCUCAUUCAACAGACUCACUGAAUAAGAUCAGCAAGGUCAAUGAGUCAACAGAAUCACUUACUGAUGAGGGAGUAGGUACAGACAUGAAUGAAGGACAGCUAAUGGGAGACUUUGAGAUUGAUUCCAAACAGCUAGAAGCAGAGUCUUGGAGUCGGAUAGUGGAUGGCAAGUUUCUGAAACAGCAAAAGAAAGAUGUGGUCAAACGGCAAGAAGUGAUUUAUGAGUUAAUGCAGACAGAGUUCCAUCACAUCCGAACUCUCAAGAUCAUGAGUGAUGUGUACAGUCGGGGGAUGAUGACAGAUCUGCUCUUUGAGCAACAGAUGGUGGAAAAGCUGUUUCCCUGUUUGGAUGAGCUGAUUAGUAUCCAUAGCCAGUUCUUUCAGAGGAUUCUGGAGCGGAAGAAGGAGUCUGUGGUGGAUAAAAGUGAAAAGAACUUUCUUAUCAAGAGGAUAGGGGAUGUGCUUGUAAAUCAGUUUUCGGGUGAGAAUGCAGAACGCUUAAAGAAGACAUAUGGCAAGUUUUGUGGGCAACACAACCAAUCCGUAAACUACUUCAAAGAUCUUUAUACAAAGGAUAAGCGUUUUCAGGCCUUUGUAAAGAAGAAGAUGAGCAGCUCAGUGGUAAGGAGACUUGGGAUCCCAGAGUGCAUAUUACUUGUAACCCAGCGGAUCACCAAGUACCCAGUUUUGUUCCAAAGAAUAUUGCAAUGUACCAAAGACAAUGAAGCAGAGCAAGAAGACCUAACUCAGUCCUUGAGCCUGGUGAAGGAUGUAAUUGGAGCCGUAGACAGCAAAGURGCAAGUUAUGAAAAGAAAGUGCGUCUCAACGAGAUUUAUACAAAGACAGAUAGCAAGUCAAUCAUGAGGAUGAAGAGUGGUCAGAUGUUUGCCAAGGAGGAUUUGAAGCGGAAGAAGCUGGUAAGAGAUGGAAGCGUGUUUCUGAAGAGUGCUGCUGGAAGGUUGAAAGAGGUCCAAGCAGUUCUUCUCACUGACAUUUUAGUUUUCCUUCAAGAAAAAGACCAGAAGUACAUCUUUGCAUCAUUGGACCAGAAAUCAACAGUGAUCUCUUUAAAGAAGCUGAUCGUAAGAGAAGUGGCACAUGAGGAGAAAGGUCUAUUCCUGAUCAGUAUGGGAAUAAAAGAUCCAGAGAUGGUGGAGGUCCAUGCCAGCUCCAAAGAGGAACGAAACAGCUGGAUUCAGAUCAUUCAGGACACAAUCAAUACACUGAACAGAGAUGAAGAUGAAGGAAUUCCUAGUGAGAAUGAGGAAGAAAAGAAAGUGCUGGAUACCAAAGCCCGGGAGUUAAAAGAACAACUUCAGCAGAAGGACCAACAGAUCCUCCUCUUAUUGGAAGAAAAGGAGAUGAUUUUCCGGGACAUGACUGAGUGCAGCACUCCCUUGCCAGAAGAUUGCUCCCCAACUCAAAGCCCUAGAACUCUCUUCCGCUCGAACACAGAGGAGGCUCUCAAAGGAGGACCUUUAAUGAAAAGUGCAAUAAAUGAGGUGGAGAUCCUUCAGGGUUUGGUGAGUGGAAGCCUGGGAGGUGUACUUGGGCAAGCCAUCAGCAGCCCUGUUGAGCAAGAAGUCAUGGCUGGCCCUAUUUCUCUGCCCCGGAGAGCAGAGACCUUUGGAGGGUUUGACAGCCAUCAGAUGAGUGCUUCCAAAGGAGGCGAGAAGGAAGAAGGAGAUGAUGGCCAAGAUCUUAGGAGAACAGAAUCAGAUAGUGGUCUGAAAAAGGGUGGAAAUGCUAACCUGGUAUUUAUGCUUAAAAGAAACAGUGAGCAGGUUGUCCAGAGCAUUGUUCAUCUCCAUGAACUCCUCAGCACUCUGCAGGGUGUGGUGUUACAGCAAGACACCUACAUUGAGGACCAGAAGCUGGUGCUGAAYGAGAGAGCACUUACUAGGAGCUCAUCCCGCCCCAGCUCCCUUAUCGAGCAGGAGAAGCAGCGCAGCCUGGAGAAGCAGCGCCAGGACCUGGCUAAUCUCCAGAAGCAGCAGGCACAGCACCUGGAGGAGAAGCGCAGGAGGGAGCGUGAAUGGGAGGCCCGGGAGAGAGAACUGCGGGAGCGAGAGGCUCGACUGGCUGAGCGUGAGGAGAAGGUGCAGCGCGGGCAGCAGGACUUGGAGAAGGACCAAGAGGAGCUCCAGCAAAAGAAGGGAACAUACCAGUGUGACCUGGAGAGGUUGCGUGCUGCCCAGAAACAGCUGGAGAGAGAACAAGAGCAACUUCGGCGGGAUGCGGAACGGCUCAGCCAGAGGCAGAUGGAACGGGACUUCUGUCAGGUUUCACAUCAGCACACCAAGCUGAUGAGGAUCCCAUCCUUCUUUCCCAAUCCUGAGGAAUCCUCACUGCCAUCUGCACCUUCAGUAACCAAAACAGGAUCAUUGGACUCAGAACUUUCAGUGUCCCCCAAAAGGAACAGCAUCUCUCGGACACACAAAGAUAAGGGGCCCUUUCACAUACUGAGUUCAACCAGCCAGACAAACAGACUACCAGAGGGACAGAGCCAGGCCCCAUCGUGCACCUCCACCCGCCUGUUUGGGUUAGCUAAGCCAAAGGAAAAGAAGGAGAAAAAAAAGAAGAACAAAGGAAGCCGCUCCCAGCCUGGUGAUGGUCCUGCUUCAGAAGUAUCAACAGAAGGCGAAGAGAUCUUCUGCUGAUCUUAUCCUCUCUGCCGAGGCAGCUGCCUACUGACUGGCUGUGGUGCCUAGCACCACCUCUCCUGUUGCUGCAGCGUGCUCAAGUCCCUUACGCUGGAUGCCUACAGCUUUUCAGCAUCCAGUCUUCCUGGUCUUCCCCAGGUCCUGGACAAGAACAGAUUGUCUGAAUGUCAGGGUGGGGAAGGAAACCCAGAUUCCACUUCAUCCAUUAUCCGUGACUGCCCAGGCUCACGGGUAGGGCUGGCCCUACUCAGGUUGUUACACCGGAAACAGUGGCCCCAGAAGUACAGGCAAUGGUUUGGGACAUGUCAGGAAUUCCUAACAGCUUGAAAGAGUGUUUCCAAAUGAGCUCUGAAACUCUGCCUUUUAUUUGGGGGAACAAAACCAAAAUCAAAAAACAAACUGACCAGAUGGCACAUGGUUAUUCAGUACUUCAUCCUGUUAUCCUAAUAGAUGGAGUUCCCUUUAAACCACCCAGUGCACACAUCACCCCGUUUUUGCAUGUAUUUCUCAUUUUAUUUUGGAAGGGAUAACAAGCAUUUGUGAAACCAGUGAGAGAAGACUUGACAUGUAUAAAAGGUACCUGAUCUGUACCACCUUUAUCUCAUUGCCCCAGACUUUWAAAAAAAAAAAAAAAUCCAGAGGAGCUGGAUGGGGCCGCGCACGCCUAUAAUCCCAGCAACUCGGGAGA